AAAGUUAAACUUGAAGUUCAGUCAGUCACUGCCAGUGACCGCUGCUAGUCGCAUUUUGUUACUUACGAUUUACCGCGCCUGUACAAGGACAAAGUUACGCUUUCUGAGAUAAAAAGUAUGAAAUUAAUUUAAUUUUAACAUUAAUUGAUCGUGUUAUAGUGAAAUUUUGGUUAUUGAAUAAUGCAGUUCGAUUAACUUUUAAAUGUUUAUUUUGUCGUGAUUUCGCGUCCUGUGUCCUAUUGUUUGUGAUUGGGUCAACCUGUGCUUUAGAUAUGGAAGGAUGUUAUUAGCGAUUAUACUGUAAACAUCCUUGCUGCUACUUAAUUUGAUGGGAUUUUGUAACUGAGCAUACGUAUCACAUAAGUCCUGAGUCUGAGGGUGAUACAUGGUCACUUCUGGAUGUCAAAAUUGUAUUCAGUAAUCUAAGUUUCAUCUUAGUAUGUGACCCUGAAUUCAAGACAAUUAUUGUAGCCUGUAUGGCGGCUGAGCGCGUAAUGGUGCGCGCUGCAGUGUUCCUGCUGGCGGUAGCACUGUGCCGCGCCGGCACCCUUGAUUCCGAAUUGGGCGUCGGUAAAUCUAUCAACAUAUUUAUGAGAUAUGGCUACCUCAGUAUUUGUAUGCGAGUGGUUCCACGUAACGACACAGAGUCCUGGGUAUUUCGGGAGCCAACAGUCAGUGUGUUCAGAGACGUGGAAAAGUUCACGGUUGCGCCGAAACCUCGACAUGCGAAGACUCUCUUCGACGGCGAUUUUCACAUGGAGUUCUGCGAUAACCUGAAACAAUUGCUGCAGGCGUAUUUCAGAGACUUCAGCUUUGAAAGGUUAGAGCGGCCAUGGCGAGCGUUCACAGCUGGUUGGCCGACUGAUAUCAUGGCGCGGAAUUUGGGUAUCAACUCCUCUUUUAUCAACGGGGACCACUGCUAUGUACUUGUUAGGGUGUCAAGGUUUCGUGAAACGGCAAAAUUAAGUGAUUUACCACCAAAUGUACCGGUGGAGGAUGUAGUAUUUGAUGCCAUACAAGACACUACUAUUGGCGACACGGUGUCUAUAGCAGAUUUCAUCAGAAAAUACGGAUCGCACUAUAUAGCAUCUUAUAUAACUGGAAAUUCAUUAUACCAGGUGUUUGUGUUCUCUCGUGGCGUGUACUCCCGGAUCAAAGAGCGUGUUAAGUCGCGGGGCGUGUCAGACAUACCCGCUGCUGAAAUGAACAAUUUCUUCUCCCCAUUAUUCGCGGAACACGUUGGAGCUGUGAAGGUAUUUGUGUUCUCUAGAACCGCAUACUCUAUGAUCAAAGAGAGACUUAAAAGCAAGGGCGUGGCCGAUAUAACAGCUAAAGAGUUGGAAGGAUAUUUCUCGCCAUGGCAGGCCAAGCAUAUUGGCCAGAUCAAGGUGGCGAGUGGAAAUAAAACAGUGGAAAGUUGGGCGAUGAAACGCCUCAGGGUACAUUAUUAUAUAUUUUCGUACCCAAGUCUUUUAAAGUUGCAUGGAGAGCCGGCGCUUUUAAGAAAUUUAGAUACAUUAUUAGGAAAUGAAGCCUUAUUACAAUUAGAAUUAAAGACAUUAUCGCCUGCGUUUAAAGACGCGAAAAAACGAAAGUGGUUUGAAGAAGUGAUAGACAAUUAUUUAAAAUUGUGGGAGAGUAAUAUGUGAUAGACAUUUAAAGGGCAGUUUUUGAUGCACUCCAACCGUUUCGAAUUUCGCAUACUCCGGCUCGGAGGACCAAUUUUUUCGAUUCGAGUGAAAUAUUAAAUUAUUACAUAUUAAUUAAACUAUAUGUUAUAUGUUAGUCAAA
This is a messenger RNA of Pieris rapae (cabbage white), 1791 nucleotides long. RefSeq names its product torso-like protein (gene tsl). Bases 477 to 1649 code for a protein of 390 amino acids. NCBI's taxonomy places the organism in Eukaryota, Metazoa, Arthropoda, Insecta, Lepidoptera, Pieridae. The transcript has 9 exons. The record is from RefSeq and is a predicted model, not a curated record.